CUUGUAUCUUUUUUAAAUUAUCGACAUUUAAUCAUAUUUUUGCAUAAAUGUAAUCCAUUAAAUUUUCCAUAAAUAAAUGAUCCAAUUAUUUGCCGUCAUUGAAUGUGAAUAAUGUCCGAAAAACAAUUGUAUUAAUUAAUUUUUCAAAUCAAGUAACAUUAUUCAAUGCAAACACAACAAUCUGGAUACAAAGAAUACAAAAGACAUAAUAUGGUUAUUGAAAAAUCUUCCACUCUGAACACAUUUAUAAUUCACGAAUUGAUUUGAUUCAAUUUGAAAUGAGUUCAAAUGCUUAAAUAUUAAGAACAUUCAGAUAGGCUCAAUUGCAAAUAAAUUUAAUAUACACACAUACAAAUUAUACAGAGAGCGAAAGAUACAGAGAGAAAGUGAUUGGGAUGCAUUUUUGGAUCGAUAAACGAUCACAAGCAUGUGGCUUUGGACGAGCCAGAGCAGGAUUUGUGGCCGCCUCGUUGUCAGGCAGCGGAUACGAUUUUUAUCAUCCACCACGACGGAAUAAAUCAAUGCUAACACCAGUUCAUCGGUUUCCAAAUACAGAAUGUCGAAACGUGAAUCGACCAAAUGUUCAUCGACCCAACGUCCAUCGUUCAAAUAUCCAUCAUCAAGAGCAUCAUCAGCAUCAUACAUCUCGUGCACAUCAUGAAAUUCAAACACAUGCUGAGGUUAACACAUCAUACGGUGAACCAGCCGAUUUUCCUGUUUUACACCAAUAUCAAUCACAUUUGCCAAUCGAAUUGGGACAAGGAACGUUAAGAAUGAAUGCAAUUCAACCGUCGAAUGAAAUUUUGGCUGAUGAACGUGCAAAUGUUGUGGACGCUGUAAAUUCAACGGAUUCACAAGUUUUACCCAGUCAUUUAAAGUGUGGUAUGUGGGCAUCGCUUGCAUUGGCUACAGUUUUUCUGGCAGCGUUUCAAGGGAGCGGUUUAGAGAUUUUGAUCUUUUGUGCUUUUUCGGCGACAUUUUUUGUCGCUGCUUGUACAGUUUCAUUGUGUCGUCGACCACGUAACUUGAGUAUUUCACCUCCCCAGCUAAGUGCUGUCACAACAAAUGUGAACGAUAUUGAAAUAGCGCAUCUGGACCAGCAUGAACCACAUGUUCCGAAUGUAAUUGACCCAAUAGCUCCACCUCCGCCAUAUCACAUUGCCAUUUUGAAUGAUAACCCAAAGAUUGACGACUCUCCACCCUCUUACGAUAAACUUAUCAUAUAAAGAAAAAUCGCUUAAAAAUGUAUCUUAUGUUCAUCGAAAAGUUUUAUUUUCGUUCGUUUUUGUGCUAUCACACUUCCGCUACUCCCGAAUCUUUUUCAUCAAAUUCAAUACUUUAUCCAAAAAAAGUAAAUGAAAACGAGACACAAAAUACGGAUUAUUGAGAGAGAAAUUAGAUCUUUGUUGCUGACUUUCAUAAGGACAAAGAAAAAAACACACAUUAAUUAUAAUACAAUCUACUAGUAGAGGCACACAACACACAAAAAGAAAACAAAAUAAAACUAAAUCUUGCAUGACAAAACUAAAAAAAAUACCUUAUUUAUUUUUAAACGUGUGUUUUAUUGGAUGAUACGUUCGAAAUUAUU
Contarinia nasturtii (swede midge) is the source of this 1588-nucleotide messenger RNA. RefSeq lists its product as uncharacterized. The transcript is spliced from 6 exons. The record is from RefSeq and is a predicted model, not a curated record. Lineage: Eukaryota; Metazoa; Arthropoda; Insecta; Diptera; Cecidomyiidae. Bases 396 to 1226 code for a protein of 276 amino acids.